Molecule: messenger RNA, 1251 nt
Organism: Zymoseptoria tritici IPO323
Lineage: Eukaryota; Fungi; Ascomycota; Dothideomycetes; Mycosphaerellales; Mycosphaerellaceae
Exons: 2
Coding region: 1-1251 (416 amino acids)
Molecular function (GO): S-adenosylmethionine-dependent methyltransferase activity
Source: RefSeq, a predicted model, not a curated record
AUGGAUAGUGAGGAUAAUGCUGAUCGCACUACGCGCUCGGAGCUGCCUGACCCAUCGGACGACAAAGAAGAGAAACGUGUUCUAUCAGCCGCUCUGGACUCAUUCCGACAGUAUCGCCGUGCGGCACAUUACAACAUUACACAUCUCCGUCGUCAAUCUUUCUAUGCUCUGCCAUCUGCGCAAGUCGAGCUGUUAUCUUCGCCCGCGUUAUCAUUGCCGAAGAAAUUCGAUGCUGUGGAUGAGGCUAUUGACUCCAAUGCCGAUAUAGCUGAAGCGAUACUUGCCAUCGGUUUACCUUCGUUCGGCUUUGGACCUCAAGAUGAAUCUUGGAAAGGACACGCGACACCCGGUGACCUCGACAAAGCUCGUUCCACGAUUCGACAGCUGUACCGGGACUGGUCUGCUCAAGGCUUACCCGAGAGACAUGCUGCAUUCUCGCCCAUCUUGUCAGCCUUGCAACAGCAUCUGCCUGAGACAAUCCCUUCCGAGAGACACAAGCACCGCGUGCUCGUUCCUGGCGCUGGCUUAGGCAGGCUAGUCUUUGACAUUUGUGCGGCAGGCUACUCCGUCGAAGGCAACGAAAUCUCAUACCAUCAACUGCUCGCGUCUAAUUACAUACUCAACUGCGUAAGCGAGCCCGGUCAGCAUAGACUAUACCCAUGGGCCCUCAACUUCAGCAACCACCAUACGAGUUCUGAUCAGCUUCAAUCGGUGGUUGUCCCCGACAUCCAUCCAGCGGCAACACUCGAAGCAGCAGCCGAGGAAAUAAAGACAAAGGUCCCUUACAGUGAAAGAAUGUCAAUGACAGCCGGCGACUUCUGUGUGCUCUACCGACAGAUAGGGUAUACAGAAGCCUUCAAUGCUGUCGCGACUUGCUUCUUCAUUGACACCGCACCGAACGUUAUCAGCUACAUGGAGACGAUCAGGUCAUGUCUCAAACCCGGCGGCUUAUGGAUCAACCUUGGACCGUUAUUGUGGCACUUUGAAUCAGCCCCAACACCAGCAGACCGUGACAAGCAACGUGGUCGAACGUCGAAUCAACACACGCACUCUCAUGCUGACGAAAAUGUUGGCAUUGGAGAGCCAGGAUCGUUCGAGCUGUCCAACGAGGAAGUCAUUGCCCUGGUUGAGAGUCUUGGGUUCGAGAUUGUGGAACACAGACUGGCUCAACCAACGGGAUACAUACAAGACCCGGAGAGCAUGCUCCAGAAUGUAUAUCGGCCCGUGUUCUGGGUUGCGAGGAGAAAGUGA